Colletotrichum phormii is the source of this 319-nucleotide messenger RNA. RefSeq lists its product as uncharacterized. The record is from RefSeq and is a predicted model, not a curated record. The transcript has a single exon. NCBI's taxonomy places the organism in Eukaryota, Fungi, Ascomycota, Sordariomycetes, Glomerellales, Glomerellaceae. The coding region runs from base 29 to 241 and encodes 70 amino acids.
GCUCCUACAUUCAUUGCCUCGAGUCAAAAUGAUGUCAUCAAUGCUUAAGUUCAUCUCUAGGGACAUAUUGGAGGCGAUCUUCAUCUUCUACUUCUUCCCGGAAACCAAUCACAGGACGCUGGAAGAGCUCGAGGAGGUGUUCUCUGCACCGAACCCCGUCAAGAAGAGUUUGGAGCCCCGAACGGCAUCAACUGUGUUGGAGACCAUGAAGGUUCCCAAUGAGAAGUUUGUAGAGGCUUAAAUGAUUUCCCGAUCUUGGAAUGAGUAAUUAAAGACUUAGUCGAGUGAUACUCGUCAUAGCUCCUGAAUCAAAUCGAUG